UUGAAAUAUUUCAAACCUACAAAAUUUAAGUAAAAUAUUCGAAAAUUUUCCUUUCAAAUCAUGGCCAUUUGUACUGCGGAUUUCUGUAACAAAAUUAUGAUAAAACUUCAGAAAAAGUCCAUGGUUCCUUUGCCAUGCCAAGAAAGCCACCUUGAUGAGAGAAAUGCUGUACAUUCUGAAGAUGUUGAAUGGGUUUUGGAUCUUAAAGAAAAAAUUCCCAUUUGGAGUCGUUUGAAUGAGAUAAAUACUUCAGGUUACAGACGCAAAUUACCAAUGUCCAUGACCAAAAGCUAUGACAUCGAAAUAAAACAACGAUUAUGGUCUCUGUGGAGUUCUUUAGGGAAAAUAAAAAUCAAAUCUUCGCAAAAGCCAAAUUUGGCCACAAAUGUAAUGGCGCUGUGUGCAGCUUGUGUAUACCCCUUAAAUAGUUGGAACCCAAAUCUUUUGAAUGCCAUAGAUCAAUGUGGUAGAAAUUACUGUAAGGAAAAUUGGAGAGAAUGGCAAGACAAACUAAUAUGCCUUAAGCUUAACGAUUUGGCUGACGAAUGCGGCCCGGAGGAAAUACAACUUUCAGUAACUAAUGAAACCUCACAGAAAGGAGCCUUGUAUGGAGUGCCUUUGCAAGGCGGAUUUAAUUUGGCUUAUGCUUUAAUCAAUUUUCUAAAAUGCCAUCGUUAUGGCAUAAUUGAAUGCUGCCAGCGUUUUGUGACUUUUGGUUUCGAAUCUGGCCCACAGGGUGGAUACUUUAUGUUUGAUGGCCAGAGUAGAAAUUUCCCCUUGUUUCCCAAAGGUUAUGGAGCUCUAUAUAUACUGCGCACGAAUCAUUUGCAAAUACUUCUGUAUUGCAUAGUGGUAACACUGGCGGUACCACAAAAAGAAGUGGAGUUCUGCAUUCACAAUGUCGAAAUACAAAUUUUAAAACUGCCAAAAAUUCAAGGCCAUAAUGUAAAACGCUGUUGGAAAAUGAAUAAAUCCAAAACUAGUUUGCCAUCUCAACCAAAAUAUCACAUUCAAGCUAAUUGCUGCCCCAAACAAGACUGCGAACAUUUAAAAACGGACCAAAGCUGCGUUAAGCCCAAUAAUGCUGUUAGAGAUGAUAUGAGGCUAGGCCAUGAUUUUGUGAAAAUGAUUUGUUCGCAGACCAUUAUUCCAUUGACACGAGAGGAAAAAUUAGCACGUAGAGAGAAUUCAUUUGUUACAACAUUGCUCGAUGCCUUAAUUUGGAGACCUACAAGACAUAUAAAACAAAAUAUGUAUGGUAAAUAAUGGCAUAGAAGUAUUCUUCAUAACAGUGAAAUAUUUUAUGCAAAUAUUUGUUUUUGCAAUGUGAAACAACAAACGAGGCCCAUGCAAAUACAGACAGUGGGCUAUGAAGAAUUGAAGCUUUGUCGAAAAAAGAUCGCUACCGAAAGAUAAACAAACAGUAAAGGCAAACAAACACAAGACAAGGGCAAGGAAGGAUGGAAGCCAAGAAAUCACAGAACCUCAAGGAAAAUAUUUGCUCUCCUAACCACCUAUUCGGAUGGUUAUGCUUACUUCUUGCUUGCUGUAGGCAAUCACCAAACCAAAAAGCCUCCUUGGAUAAUUUGAAAAUCUAAAUGACUAAAUUAAAGUGAAAACAUUUAAUUGAUAUAUUGGUUGCCUUCGAUAUGCCGUGCCGCUUGACAAAUUGUGCCUAAAAAUUACAUAAUUAAGUAUUUAUGAAAUUAGCUUGAAAAGUCUGCGU
This is a messenger RNA of Stomoxys calcitrans (stable fly), 1726 nucleotides long. RefSeq lists its product as uncharacterized. The transcript has 2 exons. The record is from RefSeq and is a predicted model, not a curated record. The coding region runs from base 61 to 1266 and encodes 401 amino acids. NCBI's taxonomy places the organism in Eukaryota, Metazoa, Arthropoda, Insecta, Diptera, Muscidae.